This is a messenger RNA of Larimichthys crocea (large yellow croaker), 1492 nucleotides long. RefSeq names its product complement C1q and tumor necrosis factor-related protein 9. The record is from RefSeq and is a predicted model, not a curated record. NCBI's taxonomy places the organism in Eukaryota, Metazoa, Chordata, Actinopteri, Sciaenidae. The coding region runs from base 260 to 778 and encodes 172 amino acids. Gene Ontology annotation, molecular function: protein binding. The transcript has 3 exons.
UUGAGUUGAAUGGUGGUGGGGAGCGCACCAGUUCUUACUGGCAUCACGGCAUUUCUUUAUUUUUGCAAUUAAUGGGAACCUCACCCGAAACAGAAGAAACUUUUGCACAUUAUUUUGUUUUGCCUAAACCGAGAGAAGAACAAUUCACAAACCACCAGUGACUAAUCAAGUUUCUUUUUGGUAGUCACAACACAAGUAAGAACUGUAUGGAUGGAAAAAGGCAUUAUUGGAAGGAGGCUGCUGCGUGGAUUGGGAAGCCAUGGAUCUUGGAAAUACCUCUUCUCUUCACCAGACAGUGCUGCAGAUGACAAAGACACUCACUACGACAUCAUCAGAAGUCAUGGCUUAUGAACCAGGACGUGGAGACAACCUUCCUUCAACAGGUACUGUAGCCUUCACAGCGAAGCUGAAUGUCGAUGACAGCUAUCCCUGUCACUCUGGAGUCCUGAAGUUUACCACUGUGCUGGUCAACGAGGGAGAAGGUUACAGUCCUGACACAGGCAUCUUCUCCUGUCCUGUGGAUGGCUUCUAUCACUUCACCGUGCAUGUGUCUGUGUAUGGGCGUGGGCAGUGUGCAAUAUUCAAAAACAGGGAGAAAGUAGUGUCUCUGUAUCACACCUCUCUCCCUGAUAAGUGUAGCCAAGUGGCCAGUAUGAGCAGUGUGAUCAAACUGUCAAAACAAGACGAGGUCUGGGUGAAUAUCUGGGGGCCUGGCAGAAAUGAUAUUUUUGCAACUCAAGAUAAUGACACUGUCUUUACUGGGGUUCGUUUGGGUUAAUGACAUUAGUGUCAGUAAAGUUCUUGGAGGGGCUUUUUUUUCCCCAUAAUGAGCCAGUACCACUUCAGUGUAUUCUUAUUAUUCUUUAGUGAGGUUUGUUACAAUUAACACAGUUGUGCUUUUGCAUCAAUAAUUUAAAUGUUUUACUGAAGUAAACUGUGUUGUGCAUGACCAAUAAUAAUGUAAUGCUGUAUGGCUUUAUUAUAAACAAAAAUAAAAAUGCCUGAAUGUUCUUUUUUCUUGUGGCUUCCCACACUUAGAGACACAUUUUCAAACCUCUGAAAGCUAUAGCACGAUGGAAAAAGUGACAGAGCGCCACAUUUAUUGUCAGGUUUAGCUUCAAGCAAUAGGUUUUCCUGUGGAUUCAGACAGUGGAACAAAAGAGUCAGUAUUUGUUUGGGUACAGUUUUGUGAGUACAAUUGUGAGUUUAUGGCUGAGGUCAGAUAAGUUAAGCUUGCUAAGGUUUAAGGUUGUGCAUUAAAGCUAGUGACAGGCAUGUAGCCACAUGUCUUGAUGGUUUCCAGAGCAAAUUUUGUGUUCACAGCUCUAACAGAAAAUAAUACUGUGGAGUCUUUUCCCUUUUCCUUCACAUACUGAAUAUAAUCAUUAUCAAUAGUGAUAUUAGUGUCAAAAUAUCAAUAAAGUUCUUGGCUGGUAUUGGCUUUUCUUUUUCCACAGUUACUGAAAUUAACAUUGAUUUUCAUCUGUUCUAA